Molecule: messenger RNA, 1896 nt
Organism: Arxiozyma heterogenica
Lineage: Eukaryota; Fungi; Ascomycota; Saccharomycetes; Saccharomycetales; Saccharomycetaceae
Gene: TPD3
Product: protein phosphatase 2A structural subunit TPD3
Exons: 1
Coding region: 1-1896 (631 amino acids)
Biological process (GO): protein dephosphorylation
Cellular component (GO): cytoplasm; protein phosphatase type 2A complex
Molecular function (GO): protein phosphatase regulator activity; protein binding
Source: RefSeq, a predicted model, not a curated record
AUGAAUGCAGAGACGGAACACGGUAAUAAUAGUAAUAACAAAGAUAACAACACAGUUGAACAAGGGAAUGGCGUUUCUCGCCAGGAAGAUUUAUAUCCCCUAGCAUUAUUAAUGGAUGAAUUAAAACAUGAUGAUGUUGCAAAUAGAGUAGAAGCAAUGAAGAAAUUGGACAUUAUUGCUAUUGCACUUGGUCCUGAAAGAACAAGAGACGAAUUGAUCCCAUUUUUAACCGAGGUAGCACAAGACGAUGAAGAUGAAGUAUUUGCUGUAUUAGCUGAUGAACUAGGAAAAUUUGUUCCUUAUGUUGGUGGUUCCAAAUUUGCUACUAUUUUGUUACCUGCUUUGGAGAUCUUGGCUUCCACUGAAGAAACUUUAGUUAGAGAUAAAGCUGUUGACUCAUUAAAUGUUGUAGCCCAAGAUUUGUCAGAUGACCAAAUUUUGAAUGAAUUUAUUCCUUUGGUAGAGCAUUUAGCUACUGCUGAUUGGUUCUCCUCAAAAGUCUCCUCUUGUGGACUUUUCAAAGCUGUUAUUGUUAGAGUAAAAGAUAACACUUUAAGAAAUAAUUUAUUAGCUUUAUAUCUGCAAUUAGUACAAGAUGAUACCCCAAUGGUUAGAAGAGCUGCAGCUAAACACUUAUCGGGAUUAAUAGAUUUAUUUACUGAAAACACAAAUUUAGCUACUGUGGAAGAUUGGGAAUAUAUAUCUACUAUGUUUCAAAAGAUAAGUACCGAUAAUCAAGAUUCUGUGAAAUUUUUAGCUAUUGAUUGCUUAAUUUCUAUCUUGAAAUACUUCAACAUUAAGAAAGAUACUACGCAUUUUAAGGAUUUAUUAGAAUCUGCUAUUAAAUUAAUCACUGAUGAAGCUUGGAGAGUUCGUUAUAUGGCAGCUGAUAAAUAUUCCGCAUUAGCUACUCAGUUUGUGGUAGAUCAAUCGUAUAUUAAUGAAUUAUUGCCACCAUUUUUAUCCCUAUGUGAAGAUAAUGAAUGUGAUGUUAGAAAGGCAAUUGCAGAACAGGUUCCAGCCUUUGCAACAUUAUUAAAGGAUUCUCCAAAUAUUAUAUCAACAAAGAUUAUUCCUGCUGUACAGAAUUUGAGUAUAGACGAAAAUGAAACAGUUAGAGCGUCAUUAGCAUUGAAAAUUACUAACUUAGUCUCAAUUAUGACAAAGGAACAAGCCAUUGAACACCUUUUACCAAUUUUAUUAAAUAUGUUAAAGGACGAAUUCCCUGAAGUAAGAUUAAAUAUAAUUGCCAAUUUGAAAGCAGUUAAUGAAGUAAUUGGUAUAGAAAUGCUAUCCGAUUCACUGUUGCCUGCAAUCACUGAAUUGGCUAACGACGUCAAUUGGAGAGUAAGACUGGCUAUCAUUGAAUAUAUUCCAGUAUUGGCAGAACAUCUUGGUGUACAAUUUUUUAAUCAACAAUUAAGUGACUUCUGUCUUUCAUGGUUAUGGGACACAGUAUUUUCAAUUAGACAAGCUGCAGUCAACAACCUAACAAAAUUGACCAAGAUUUUUGGCCCAGAGUGGUGUCGUGAUGAAAUCAUAUCAAGAUUAUUAAAAUUUGACUCCCAGUUAUUGGAGAAUUUUAUUUAUAGAUUUACUUUAUUAUCUGCAUUAACAGCCUUAGUUCCAGUUAUAUCAUUAGAUGCAGUGACUGAUCAAGUACUUCCAUUUGUUAAACACUUAGCUGAUGAUGCAGUUCCUAAUAUAAGAUUUAAUGCAGCCAAAUCAUAUACUGUUAUUGUGGAGGCGCUAGUGACAAAAGAUAAACAAACGUAUUUAUCAUUGAUUCAAGAUACAAUCUUACCAUCUCUUCAGAAGCUUAUAAAAGAUGAUGAUAUUGAUGUCAAAUAUUUUGCUCAACAAAGUUUAAACAAAUGCAAUGAACUUCUCAAGUAA